Messenger RNA from Perognathus longimembris pacificus (Pacific pocket mouse), 2005 nucleotides. RefSeq names its product DTW domain containing 2 (gene Dtwd2). Lineage: Eukaryota; Metazoa; Chordata; Mammalia; Rodentia; Heteromyidae. The coding region runs from base 73 to 939 and encodes 288 amino acids. The transcript is spliced from 6 exons. The record is from RefSeq and is a predicted model, not a curated record.
GUGUGUGGCGCGGGUGUCGUUUUCCUCAGCGCUGGGCGCCCCCAGGCGGCCGUGGAGCCUCCAUGCCCCGCCAUGGAACCGCAGAAGGAGCCGCGGGCGCUCCGGGACUCCAGCGCGCGGCCUCCCGGGGCCUCGAGGCUCCCGGCGUGGGACGGGGAGGAGCGGCCGGAGCCCGGCGUGCAGCCGGCGGCUCCUCAGGAUGCUGAGGCGGCGGGCGCGAGCGCGGCCGGCCUGUGGGAGUUGCCGGCAGAGCCCGCGGAGCGGAGGCCGGAGUGUGGCGGCUGUGGCCGGCCGCUUAAGGUGUGUUUAUGUCCAUUUCUCCCAGCACAUCCUCUCAGCAUCUCCACUCAUCUGUACAUAAUUCAGCAUCCAGCAGAGGAAAGCAAAGUGCUGCGCACAGUCCCUCUGCUGGUGGCCUGUCUUCCCCAGGACAAGUGCACAGUGAAGGUUGGCCGUCGCUUCAGUGGAGAAAGAGAUGUUGAGCUUUCAACUGUUUGCCGGAAGUCUGGCACAUUAAUAUUAUAUCCAGGGGCUGAAGCUACAGAUUUGGAAGAAUUUCUGUUAAGUUCCCCUGUUUAUCCUUCCACAAUCAUCAUCAUCGAUGGUACGUGGAGCCAGGCCAAGGACAUCUUCUAUAAAAAUUCCUUGUUCCGACUUCCCAAACAGGUGCAGUUAAAAACUAACAUUUCCAGUCAGUAUGUAAUUCGGAUGCAACCCACUAAUAGAUGCCUUUCUACCCUGGAAUGUGCUGCUGUUGCUCUUUCCAUCUUAGAGAAAAACAUUCACAUACAGGAGGUAUGUGAUGCAAGAAGCUGGGUCACAUGGACAUCCUGUUUGAUUGGGGAUAGAACACAGUUUUUCCUUUUGAGUGCAGAACGUUCUCAACGUGUGGCAAAUCUGUCAGAUGCGCAUCAAAGCUUCAUUGGAUGUUUCUUAUAAAGAAAAUUCUCUCCUUAACCUACUUCAGUUUAUUAUCACCAGGAUAUAAUUCAGAAAUAGGAGUGCAAUGUAUGUUGACAAGGCCUUCCCGCAGAGAAGCUGUUCCAGUUAACUUGCUGAUUUUCAGAGGCAGGUGCCCCGUGUAGUGCAUAAUUUAGGUAAGGCAGCAACAAGGGAUCCCACUGACCAAUGAUUCUAGGGAGGAAGUCAUGCUGGAACCAAAAUAUUCUAUGUAAAAUGUAUGACAUUCUUAAUGCUCAUAUUUAAUAUUUAAUAAACCUAGUCCUGGGGGUGAACCUUUGAAACACAAGUUCAGCUAUCUGACUGGCAUUUCUGUAUGCCAUAAUUAGAGCUGUCAGAACAAUCUCUUUUAAAGUAGAACAAGCAGGAGCUUGAGUGCUUGUUGUCUAGAGCUGCACCAGCAUUCCUUGAUGUGAAUACAGAGUUUCCCCAAGGGGAAAGCUAAAAAUACACUUUCUGGUUGUGAGUGCAGCACUGCAUAUAAUGCAAACACACAGGCACAUGCACUCCAAAGGAAAUGACAAUUUUCAAGGCUGAAGUGGAGAUCUUUUUAAAUUAUUUACAAGUUUAUAAAUGAGUAGGUGUAGCCAAAAAUCUAUGAAGAAACCUAGAAAAACAUUUCUGAAAUUAUGUUAUGGAAUAAAGAGAUUUCAAAAUAUUUUUAUAAUGUGGAAGAGAAAAUUGGGCUAUAUCUGAAAAAAAAUCCUACAAUAACAGGCAAUAUACAUCUCACAGAACUGCUUUUAAUUUUUAUCUCACAAGUACAUGAAUUAUGAUCAUGAAGCAAAAUAAAUGUCUCAUAGAGCCUCCAUUCUCCUUUGCUUAUAAAGUUAUUACAAUCUGAAAUAGGAGUUUCCUGUUUUCACAAAAUUCUGAUGCAUUGCUAUGAGUCCACCAAUAAUAUGCAUGGAACUGUUUACAGCAGAAAAAAAAAAAGCUGUGGUUUUGCACCAGAAAAGUUGAUUCCUCCCCUUCCAACUUGUUGGCUUAAAUACUUGAAAAAUCAAUCCACAAGGUUCUCUUGGGUGUGAAGGAGAAAAGUGAA